AUGGAGUUGUUUUCUUCCGGGACGGUCCGGUGCUCGGGCAGGUAGAUCCUCCUGAGCCUGAAACAUUAGAGAUAAACCGGACAACAACUCGUCAAUUAAGGGGGUUUGCAGGUCAGAACCGAAGAUGAACGCCUCAAAACUUCCCAAGAUCCAGGAUGAGGAGCAUGAAAGUCAGUUUGGAUAUGUACAUGGAGUUUCUGGACCAGUGGUGACGGCCACCGCAAUGGCAGGAGCUGCCAUGUAUGAGCUGGUUCGUGUCGGUCACAGCGAGUUGGUCGGAGAGAUCAUCCGUUUAGAGGGUGACAUGGCUACUAUCCAGGUCUAUGAGGAGACGUCUGGUGUUUCUGUCGGCGACCCCGUCCUCCGGACAGGAAAGCCUCUUUCUGUAGAGUUAGGGCCGGGUAUCAUGGGCUCCAUCUUUGAUGGUAUCCAGCGUCCACUAAAAGACAUUAACGACCUCACUAACAGCAUUUAUAUUCCAAGAGGAGUAAACAUCGGUGCUCUUAACAGAGACUUAACGUGGGAGUUUUCGCCCUUCCAGAACCUUCGGGUUGGCAGUCACAUCACAGGGGGCGACAUCUACGGCACUGUGUUUGAAAACUCCUUAAUCAAGCACAAGCUGAUGCUCCCACCUCGCAGCAGAGGAACUGUGACCUACGUGGCUCAGCCUGGAAACUACGACCUUUCUGAUGUGGUUCUGGAGCUUGAAUUUGAGGGCAUUAAGGAGAAGUUCACCAUGGUGCAGGUGUGGCCGGUACGACAAGUUCGCCCAGUAACGGAGAAACUACCUGCCAAUCAUCCGCUGCUGACUGGUCAGAGAGUUCUCGAUGCACUUUUCCCAUGUGUGCAGGGUGGCACCACUGCUAUACCUGGAGCCUUCGGCUGUGGGAAGACGGUGAUCUCACAGUCGUUGUCCAAGUACUCCAACAGCGAUGUCAUCAUUUAUGUGGGCUGCGGAGAACGUGGGAAUGAAAUGUCUGAAGUACUGCGGGACUUCCCUGAGCUCACUAUGGAAGUUGACGGCAAAGUAGAGAGCAUCAUGAAAAGGACAGCGCUAGUAGCAAACACAUCCAACAUGCCUGUGGCUGCUCGAGAGGCUUCUAUUUACACAGGGAUCACGCUGUCGGAGUACUUCAGAGAUAUGGGCUACAAUGUGAGCAUGAUGGCCGAUUCGACGUCUCGAUGGGCUGAAGCUCUGAGAGAAAUCUCUGGAAGAUUGGCUGAAAUGCCCGCUGGUGAGCUUUCUGAAUACUGGAGGUUUAGUUUGGUGACAAGACGGCAACAACCUUGGUGUAGGGGUGACUUUUUGUGGCUGUUGCUUGCAGACAGCGGGUAUCCUGCUUACCUGGGCGCCAGGCUGGCCUCCUUCUAUGAGCGUGCAGGACGCGUGAAGUGCCUGGGCAAUCCAGAGAGGGAGGGGAGUGUGAGCAUUGUUGGAGCUGUGUCGCCCCCUGGUGGAGACUUCUCUGAUCCUGUCACUUCAGCCACUUUGGGAAUUGUUCAGGUUUUCUGGGGAUUGGACAAGAAGCUGGCUCAGAGGAAGCACUUCCCUUCAGUGAACUGGCUCAUCAGCUACAGCAAGUACACUCGAGCUCUGGAUGAAUAUUACGACAAACAUUUUCCUGAGUUUGUCCCCCUACGAACAAAAGCUAAGGAGAUUCUCCAGGAGGAGGAGGACCUGGCUGAAAUUGUGCAGCUUGUAGGCAAGGCUUCUCUCGCUGAAACUGAUAAAAUUACUCUGGAAGUCGCCAAACUCAUCAAGGAUGACUUCCUGCAGCAGAAUGGUUACACCCCCUACGACAGGUUCUGCCCUUUUUACAAAACGGUUGGCAUCCUCUCCAACAUGAUCUCGUUUUACGACAUGGCCCGACACGCAGUGGAGUCCACGGCUCAGAGCGACAACAAGAUCACGUGGGCCAUGAUCAGGGAGCACAUGGGGGAGAUCCUGUACAAGAUGAGCUCCAUGAAGUUCAAGGACCCCGUUAAAGACGGCGAGGCUAAGAUUAAAGCAGAUUACGCCCAGCUGCUGGAGGACAUGCAAAAUGCCUUCAGGACCUUAGAGGAAUGACUUUCCAACCCGAACAUCCAAACCCAGUGAGAUGAAGUGCAGAGGAA
This is a messenger RNA of Nematolebias whitei (Rio pearlfish), 2115 nucleotides long. RefSeq names its product V-type proton ATPase catalytic subunit A. The coding region runs from base 125 to 2068 and encodes 647 amino acids. Gene Ontology annotation, molecular function: ATP binding; proton-transporting ATPase activity, rotational mechanism. The record is from RefSeq and is a predicted model, not a curated record. The transcript is spliced from 15 exons. Gene Ontology annotation, biological process: ATP metabolic process; proton transmembrane transport. Lineage: Eukaryota; Metazoa; Chordata; Actinopteri; Cyprinodontiformes; Rivulidae. Gene Ontology annotation, cellular component: lysosomal membrane.